AUGUCGCAAUAUGUGGAAAGUACCUGGAAAGCACAGGGAGAAGAAUGGGAAAUAUCUCAUGCAUAAGGAAAAGCCUCUAACAGUGUGUGUGGGUAGACUAUAUACAUAAACGUAGACAUCAAGAUACAUCACUCUGAGAUCACAGAAUGACAGCAGCAUGAAAUGUUAUGGCAAAGAGAGCACAAGAAGAUACAAGAAUCUCACAAAUGCUCAAAAAUCAGGUGCUUGGCACACUGAACUUACUGAUCUGUGCAGGAUUUGUGCUGUGGUCCACUUAUUGAAGAUGUGAAGCAACGUCGAGUCUGAGGUUGGAAUUACUGACAGACUGGAGGAGAUUUUAGUCCUUGUGAUGCACAUGGACAUGCUGAAUUAUAAGUAAUUCUAGCUUCUUCUCCCCUCCCUCCCUUCCCCUCACUCAGCUAUCUCAGGGUUCAUAGAGAUUUCAAUGGUUUGCGUGCCUGUAAGUUUGGAACAGAAGUGACCAAAAAUGGGGGACCAGCAAUUGUAUAAAACUAACCAUACUGCCAACAACAAUGAGAACUUGUACUACGAACAACACCAAAUGAACUCCCUUCCAUCUCUAAAUCAUAGCUAUGGGACGUCUGUUAUGGAUGCUCCCCAGGCAUCCCCCCUUUCCCCUCAGUUUCCCCAAGAUUCACGGGACAGUAUAGCUUUGCCUGUAGGUUCAAAAAGCCUUGGUUCAAUGCAUACGUCUAGACAAACCAGCUGGACACAUUCUGGCUCAGGAAACCAUGUCCCAACAAGGAACAAUUUGAAUAAUCAAAGCGCAGUCUGGAGCCCCCUUGGGCAGGGGGACUCCCAUGAUGGAUACCAAUAUUCUUACUCUCAACCCAGUGAAAAUCGAUCGCAAAAAAUUACCAGUGGGGUCCUGCAUAAAUUGGACUCCUUUACGCAAGUAUUUGCUAACCAAAAUCUUAGAAUUCAAGUCAACAACAUGGCUCAGGUUUUGCACACCGAGUCUUCGAUGGUGGAUAAUUCUGGUGACAGUGCACUCAGGCAGCUGCUGUCCCAGAAGCCAGCGGUUGAGCAGCAGCCUGUAACUUCCACUGUACAAAGAUAUCAACCAGUGCCACAGCAAACACAACAGAAUUUUGCAAGCACACAGCAAAAGCAACAAAUGCAAGUCAUGCAGCACCAACAGUUGUACUACGACUACCAGCAGCACUUAUCACAAAUGCAGAUGCAUUCUGCAUUUCAGCAGGGACAGACGCACAUUCCACAAAUGCAGUCCCAGCAGCUCUUACCACAGCAGAUGCAGCACUUGCAGCAGCCUCAGUACUACGCUCAGCCACAGCAGGGACACCAGCGGCUCUCGAUCCAGGAGAUCCAGCAGCAGCAGCCAGCUCGGCAGCAGCGGCAGUGUCCAGUGCAAAUCGCUCAGUAUUACCAAACACAGCCUGUCAUGCAGCAGUUACAGCAACAGCAGCAGCAGCUGCAAUUGCCACUUCCGUAUCACAGAGAACCUGAUCCAAAGACUAUGCAUGAACCACACCAGUACUCUCAGGAUCCCAGUCAUCCUGUGCAGCUUAUCCAGUUGGGAGCAGUGCCUCAGUAUUGCUUCCAAGAUCCCCAUGAACAGUACAGGCACUUGUACCCUCAGAGUUUACUGCAGCAGCAGCAGCAGCAAGAUCAGCAGAAGCAAUUCCAGAGCAAGAGCAGAGUGCCACCUCUGAACUCCCAUGUUGGCCUCACUCCACCAGAGACCACGGAGGAUCCUGCACGGCAGGAGGUAAAUUCUGUAGGUAAUGCCAUCCCUCAUCGAACACUUUUGCCACCCUUGGGAGUUCAUCUGAACAACAAAAGCUCUCAACAAGACUCUCCCAGCACCACAUGGCCUCAGCAGGUGCAACUGUCAGAAGGCAGACUGCAGCAGCUGUCCCCAGAACAAAGUGGCCAGAACAGAGAAACACUUCCUGAGAGAGCUGAUGUGAAGAACAAGCUAAUGUGUUCAAUAUGCUUGAAGGAGUUUAAGAGUUUGCCUGCUCUAAAUGGUCACAUGAGGUCACACGGAGGAGUAAGAGCAUCUCCUAACUUCAAACAGGAUGAAGGAGAGAAACCACCACAGCAGCCGCUGCCUAAAGAGGUGGAUAGCCUCGCGCCCAUCGUCAUGCCAGUGUCUGUCCCUGUAAAGCUUCUGUCACCUGAGCCCAGCACGCAGCCCUCUGCCAGCGCUGCCACAGUCACAGACAAGCCUGCCAACUCUGUGUCAGAUGACGAGAUGCCCGUUCUCGUGAAGAUGACUUACUCUCCACCAUGCAGUCCAAAAGUGGCCAACCCCUGCUCAUCCUCUGAAACUAGCAAAAAACCUCAUCCAAGUGCUGUAAAAUUGGAAGAAAACUUCAAACCAUUACAGGAUAAGAAGAAGUAUCGGCACAGACCGGAACCUCUCUUCAUACCUCCUCCUUCUUUCAACCUCAGCAUGUCCCACUCCGGUGCCACUCUGUACCAGAGUCAGCUUCGCUCUCCCCGUGUUCUGGGAGAUCAUCUGCUAGACCGGACACAUGAGCUCCCCCCCUACACUCCGCCACCGAUGCUUAGUCCAGUUCGGCAAGGGUCUGGUCUCUUCAGCAGUGUUAUCACUUCAACUCAUAGCACCUCACAUACUCAGCUGCCACUUACUCCCCUGACACCUACUCCACGGGUGCUCCUGUGUCGGUCUAAUAGUAUUGAUGGAAGUGUCAUUCCAGUGACGCCUGGGCCUGGAGAACAGACUGUUGAACCGCGAAUCAAUAUCGGGUCCAGGUUCCAGGCUGAUAUUCCUGAGCUGCAGGACAGAUUGCUUAUGGAGAAAGACGUGCACAAGGCUACUUUGGUUUGGAAACCAUGGCCAGAACUGGAGAACAAAGUCUUCCAACAAAGAGUGGAAGACCUUUUAAAUAUGAGCUGUUCCAGUGUGUUACCUGGUGGAGGAACUAACUCAGAAUACGCUUUGCACUCUCUCUUUGAAGCGAAAGGAGAUAUUAUGGUUGCUCUUGAAAAGCUGCUGUUGCGAAAGCCAGUGAGAUUGAAGUGUCAUCCUUUGGCAAAUUACCACUACGCCGGUUCUGACAAAUGGACGCAUCAAGAAAGGAGGCUGUUCAAAGAGGCAUUGUCCACCUACAGCAAAGAUUUCAUAUAUGUACAGAAAAUGGUUAAGUCUAAGACAGUUGCACAAUGUGUGGAAUACUACUAUACCUGGAAGAAAAUCUUGCGUUUGGGACGGAAACACAGAACACGUUUAGAGAAAAAAAGAGAUGAAUGCCUGACAAGUGGAGAAGAGGAAGUGUUAGAGGAAGAUGAGGAGAUGGAAGAAGACAGAAAGGAAGAAAGGGAAAUGCAAAAGUCUCCUGACCCACCCGCAAUCCCUCUUGUUGGACCCAUAGAUCUGCCUGCUCUUCAGGGUCUUCCACUUUCUUCGUCCUCCUUCAUCUGUAAAAUGCCAAACUGUGGCGCUGUGUUCAGUUCCCGACAAGCCCUAAAUGGCCACGCUCGCAUUCAUGGAGGUACGAAUCAGGUGACAAAAACACAAUGCACCAUUCCAGGCACUAAGCAGAAAUCUGGUACGCAGAGCGGAUACUGCUCCAUCAAGAGUUCACCUGCCCACAGCACAACAAGUGGUGAGACCGACCCAACAACAAUUUUUCCUUGCAAGGAGUGUGGCAAGGUAUUUUUCAAAAUCAAAAGCCGCAAUGCUCAUAUGAAGACUCACAGACAACAAGAAGAACAGCAAAGGCAGAAGGCUCAGAAAGCUGCUGUGGCAGCAGAAAUGGCAGCCACUAUUGCAAGAACUACUGGGCCAGCUGGGCAUAGUUUGAUCCCCCUGGAUCACAUGGGUUUGGUUAAACAUGUUGAAAAUGUUGGUGACAUUGAUGACGAUGUUGUUCCGGAUCUGGGUGAUGUCAUGGAAGAGAACGAAGUCAUGGAUGCUGACCUUUUAUUGGAUGAUGAAGAUCCAGAUCUACUGCAGGAUGAUGCUGAGUUGUAAAUAAAGUUGUUUGAUAGACAGCUACUGAGCACACCCUGAAUGGAUCAAUCAGGAAACCUGGACUGCUUGUUUAUUCCCCACUGAUUGUAAACUACCUGUUGAAAAUGAUAAUUGUUUUAUCCAGGUCUAGAAAAAAAAAAAAAAUCUGCUUUUUUCCCUUUUUUUUUAAUAAAUUGUGUUUUGGGGGAAGAAAUAAAUAAUUGGUACAAAUAUUCUUAUAAGGUGUUUUUAUCUGAGCUCUUCUUGCUGGUAACUUCCAAGGCCACUAAUUACAGAAGUUUGUGGUUCUGCUGUCAGUUCCCUCCAGAUGGUCCCAGUAGAAUCUUUAGUCUUUAACUCUUCCAAGUUUCAUUUUACCCCAAUUGCAAGAAUAAACUUCACACACUUCUGAUGAAACAUUUUUUUUUUGCCUAUAUUGGAUCAUUUCCAGCAUCUUCUAGAGACUAAAUGUCAUCUCUCUUAAAGAUAUGAUUACAUUCUUUGUACUGUCAUUUUAAGGGAGAUGGAGGGGGAAAAAAUCUGAUUUAACUGUGAAAUAGUUACAGGAGUGACUGCAUCAUCUGUAAUUGCAGUACAUUUUCAGUUCUGUCUUGUUUACAGAGGACAUUUCAGACCUUCCAUUUUAGCAAGGUUUUGAUCUUCUGAUUUUAAAAUGACCUAAUUCAAGGACUGAAGAAAGAAAAUGAUUGUACUGUGGUUCACAUCAUCUGAUGGGAACACUGAAUCAGGAACACUGCCUUGGUAAUCAGAUUGCACUGAAAAUACUGUGCUGUGACAAUAAAUCACACUGUGGAAUAGCCAUCUCGGUGGUUUUAGGGGAGUCUGUGCUUGAGCAGUGCAGGAUUCUUGCCCAUGGAACAGAGACUGAUGGAGUAUAUGCCUUCAGCACGUAUUUAGUUAUUACUUCCAGGUAUAACAUGUUAAUCUUGUGCCAUUUUCAAUCCUCAUUACAACAAAUUCAAAUAUUGUUUAUUCAGUAAAACAUACUGCAAAGGUGAGUUGAUGUUGCUGUUUAAUUACCAUUUCUCCUCCCUUAGGUUCAGAUCUACCUGGUGGAUGCCUUGACAACGUUUAUAUAAAUUUAAAUUUAGUUCUCUGAGUAAACAGGAUAUCAAAAGAAUCGUACCUUGCAGAAUAAAAGAAUUGAGGAAGAAUUGGAGUUAGGUUGAGUGGACCUUUAAUAACAGAGUAUGAAUGCUGGUUGUAGAGCUUUCACAGGUAGCAGCACUGAUUUUCUUGUGAAUUUUGCACAGUAGAGGAGUAUUGCUAACUUUAUAAAAUAUUUUAUAAGACUGAUUUCAGAUCUUCCAGGUUUUAGCAUUGUUUGGGGUUUUUUUAUGGGUUGGGUUUUGUUUUAUUGGGUUUUUUUUGCCACAUUCCUAAUACCUUUAGCAGAAUCUGAGAGAUGGUAGGUCUUAUUUUCUACUGUCUUUCUUCCUUGUUUAACUAUGCAAAAUGAGAGCAAAUUAUGGCACUUUUAUAGGAGUACUGGAUCACACAAGUUCAAGAACAGUGGGACCCACUGACAGAGAGAGGUACCUUGUCUGUCAGAGCCAAAUAUGUGAAGCCAAACGACCUCAAGUUUCUGCUUAAGGUCAAAUGCUCUGAUGCUAAAGAACAACUCUUUAGGAGAAUGAUAAUAACUUCUCAGUUUCUCGUUAAUGAAGUUCCUAUGUAAAUGGGUUUUUUAGUGUUUUGGGGGUUGUUCCAGAGGUUCUUUGAGUUGGUUUUGACCAGUGGGUGAAAUAUCACUCCCUCUACCACAUAAGGGAUGACAUUCUCAGUUACCGUAUCCUUGAGUUUCAGGAAAUCAGGCAGCUUUUCUUUCUUCCUUGAACUGUCAGUCAGACACUCCCCAGCAGUUCUGUGCUGUGACGUGUUACUUUUACAGGGGCCAUAUGCAACCCAGGCUCAGUGCACUGGGUGCUCAGCUCUGUACCACCAGCUAGAUCCACUGACAAGAAAUCUCAUAGGUUGUAAAGUCUUCAUGGUUUGCAAAGUGGAGAGUUUUGUGAGCAGUAGUAACGUGUUGGCUCUUAGGAGCCUGUGUUAGAAACAGCCCAGCAGAAUCUCUUCUCCCUCUCCCAAAAUUGUAUCAUUUUGAAGUUCUAAGGAUCUUUCUGAGAAAGGCUGCUACACUGGAAAAUGGAUGUGUUUUCAGAUUCUCUUGUUAAUGGUGGGGAAAAAACUGCGUGUUUAAGCAAAAUUAUAUUUGAAGUCAGAAUUCUGAUUGAAGAACAGCGUGAAAUACAGUAGAAACUUAUGGGCUUGAUUCUGAAGAACAGCUCUUUAUUGAAGUAUCUACAGUGGAACAAUUGGACAGGAUCUGUGCUAAACUUAUCUAUAAAUAUAUAUAUACACACACAUAUAUAUGCCUGGUUCUGUAACAUUAAUCAGAUGCUGUACAGCCAAAAAGAUAUCAGAACAAUGAUAACCAAAGAAGUUAUUCAUAAAGGGAAAAAAAAAGAAAUGUACAUUUCCUAAGCAGUACAUGGUUUAGGCCUCAAACAUUGACUUCAUCAUUAUUAAGUGUUGCAUUGGCUGUUGUUAAACAGAUGCUGUUCUGCCUAUUUGUACAAGUUGGACAUAGUUUUAUUUCAGAAAACUUGUUUUCUUGCUGAUGGUUGAUGAUGGAAGACUGUUCAAUAUUGGACCUAGUCCUCUUUGAUAAAACCUGUACAUACAGAAAGCAUAUUUUAUGAGAAAAAUCUUAUUUUCAAUAUUUAACUGUUAUUUUAUUAGAAGAUGGUUGUGUAAAUAUUUUAGGUGCUUUAGUGUAAAAAGCCAACUGUAAUUUUAGGUGGCAGAGGAAGUAACAAAAUAAAAAAAAUAUACAUUUGAUAUAA
Molecule: messenger RNA, 6831 nt
Organism: Corapipo altera (White-ruffed manakin)
Lineage: Eukaryota; Metazoa; Chordata; Aves; Passeriformes; Pipridae
Gene: TRERF1
Product: transcriptional regulating factor 1
Exons: 16
Coding region: 488-3985 (1165 amino acids)
Biological process (GO): negative regulation of DNA-templated transcription; regulation of transcription by RNA polymerase II
Cellular component (GO): histone deacetylase complex; transcription regulator complex
Molecular function (GO): transcription corepressor activity
Source: RefSeq, a predicted model, not a curated record